AUGGGAAUAGGACUAUGCGUAACCAAGGCGAUGAUCAACAGGACUCCAUAUCAUAGACCUAUUGGAAGUAUAAGCCUUGCUAGGAUUUUAAGAUUGUUCGUUUGUAUGUCUGAACAAUUCUUGCAGCGAUGCAGGAAGGAACGAGGGCCAGUAAAUGUACCAAACAAAACUUUAUACAGUGUGCCUUCCAGCGAUAGGCAGCGAGGUCUUAAAAGUAUCUCAGUCGUGAUGGAUAGCCCCAGGCUUGAAAGCCAACCAGAUUGGGACCUAAACUGCUCAGGAAUUCGUAGUGUUGGACCAUUGAAGCAAGGAGCGAAAGGGGAAUUUGUCGAAGGGGCUUUGGAGCAUGAAAGGUGGAGCCAGGGACGGAGACGAGACGAGAGACUGUCCGACAGGAGUCGUCGUCCGAGAAACAUGCAGCAGCAAGGCUGGGGUGGUAAACCGCAGCUCUUUAAUUUGAAAGUCCAGCAGAGCCCCAGGCACCAACAAGGCAGAACCCCGGACGGCCACACCUGA
Aspergillus niger is the source of this 516-nucleotide messenger RNA. RefSeq lists its product as hypothetical. The record is from RefSeq and is a predicted model, not a curated record. NCBI's taxonomy places the organism in Eukaryota, Fungi, Ascomycota, Eurotiomycetes, Eurotiales, Aspergillaceae. The coding region runs from base 1 to 516 and encodes 171 amino acids. The transcript has 3 exons.